AUGCAAUUAACAAAUCAAACCCAAGUGUCUGAAUUUGUGUUUCUUGGUUUAUCUGAUCUAACAACGCUCCAGCUGCCACUAUUUCUGGUGUUUCUCCUCAUCUACCUGUUGUCUUUGACUGGGAAUCUUCUGAUAGUCCUCCUCAUCUUCAGUGACCCUCACCUCCACACACCCAUGUAUGGGUUCCUGUGCAAUCUCGCUGGCCUGGAUGUCUUUUACUCUUCUGUCACCGCUCCACGGAUGCUCUCUGAUUUUUUCUCAGACACCAAGGCAAUCGCAGUUCCUGCCUGUAUCACUCAGUUCUACUUCUUCUUCUCCUUUAUAUGUAUUGAACUCUACUUGCUGGCCGUGAUGUCCUAUGACAGAUACAUAGCAAUCUGCCACCCUUUGCACUACAUUCAGAUGAUGCAUCCCAAGAUCUGUGCUCAGAUGGUUUCUGCUGCGUGGUCAGUUGGCUUUCUCACGUCCUUAAUACACACAGUAUGCAUAGAAAGAUUGUCCUUCUGUGGUCCGAACAUCAUCAAUAGCUUCUUCUGUGAUCUACCCCAGUUAUUUUUGCUGUCAUGUACAGAUACCUUCAUCAAUGUCUUAGUAAUGUUUCUUGUAGGUAUAAUAAUGGGGUCUGGUGCUCUUGGUAUAACAUUUGUCCCAUACAUUGAGAUAUUUCGCACUAUAAUGGGGAUACAAUCACAGAGAGGGAAGCUGAAGGCCUUGUCCACCUGCACUUCCCACCUAACAGUAGUCUUCAUCUUCUAUGGGACUCUAGUUUCCACAUAUCUCCGUCCCAGCCCAAGUUCCACUUCAUCCGAGGAUCGUCUGGUGUCAGUGGUAUACACAGUCGUUACUCCAUUAAUCAAUCCUCUUAUUUACAGUCUAAGGAACAAAGACCUUAAGGAGGCUUUCAGAAGGGCGAUGCACAGGGCUGGCAUAGAUAAAGUCUUCAAGAUCUCUGCUGCAUAG
Pseudophryne corroboree (corroboree frog) is the source of this 960-nucleotide messenger RNA. Its product is annotated as olfactory receptor 5AR1-like. The transcript has a single exon. The record is from RefSeq and is a predicted model, not a curated record. Gene Ontology annotation, molecular function: G protein-coupled receptor activity; olfactory receptor activity; odorant binding. Gene Ontology annotation, cellular component: membrane. NCBI's taxonomy places the organism in Eukaryota, Metazoa, Chordata, Amphibia, Anura, Myobatrachidae. The coding region runs from base 1 to 960 and encodes 319 amino acids. Gene Ontology annotation, biological process: G protein-coupled receptor signaling pathway.